Molecule: messenger RNA, 855 nt
Organism: Closterium sp. Yama58-4
Lineage: Eukaryota; Viridiplantae; Streptophyta; Zygnematophyceae; Desmidiales; Closteriaceae
Source: the annotation of a GenBank genome assembly
AUGGCGGCUAAUCAGAUCGCCAUCGUCGCACUCCUCCUCGGCUUCGCAUUUCCCGCCGUUCUUGCGGUGGAUGGCAACGGAGCAGCGACAUCCUCUCAAUUGAACUACGACUACUCGCGAUUCGAGUUCAACGGCGCUCCGGAGAAGACGUUCUGUCUGCUGACGGAUCGUAACGUGCACGUGAACAUGCAGAUGCGCGGGUAUUACGAGACGCGCACCGUCGGCGCGCCAGUUCUGCGCAACGGCAAGGCGGUGCGCACGUGGAUCCGCGCGCUCGGGUUCGUGUGGCGCGCGGCGACGGGGGAGGCGCAGCACAAGCUCCGCCUGGUGGCGCGCGCGGGGAAGCAACAAGAGCGCGGGGACGGGUUCUUAGCGUUGGCGGAGAUGGAUGGGGAAGCGCUUCCGCGGAUGACCCAGCCGGGCGAGGCGCGCUCUCUCCCCGGAGGUCUCACGUUCACGUUCGUCGGAAUUGAGACUGGCGGCGCGUUCGUUAAAGACGUGUACCGUGUGACUAUAGCGGGGCUUCUAGAGAUGGAUAUCAAGCUGCGCGUUGCGCACCCUCUGUUGCAAACACCUGACGACGCGGAGACGCACAUCAACAUCGCGUUCGAUGCCGUCGAAACGACCAAUCAGGUGCACGGAAUCAUGGGGCAGACGUACCGCAAGGGACGCGCGAAGCGCGCCAUGGAUUACAAAACGAUCGCGCACGCGCUAGGACGGCCCGUCGCGGCAGACGCGGCGGAGGGAGCGGGGUUCCUGGAUGGCGUGACUGCGGAUUAUGAGUCUACGUCGGUUCUCGCUGCUGAUUGCCGCUUCUCCGCGUUUCACGGCAAGGCGCUCCCCCUUCCCCGCUGA